Molecule: messenger RNA, 1566 nt
Organism: Maniola jurtina (meadow brown)
Lineage: Eukaryota; Metazoa; Arthropoda; Insecta; Lepidoptera; Nymphalidae
Exons: 8
Coding region: 346-1515 (389 amino acids)
Source: RefSeq, a predicted model, not a curated record
CAAUAAUAAUAAAUUCAAUAUUAUUAAAUGAAAAAGUACUAUCCCAUUUCCUGUGCAGUGCAUAAAAUUAAAUUCUGUGCCGUGUAAAACGGUGAAUUCUGUAUAUUUUCAUGAAAUAAAAAACGGAAUAUGUCCUGCAUGUAUCGUAACGAACGUUUCCAGGUACUCCCGUGCAGUUAUUUACAAUACCAUCGGUUGUGUAGCAACGCCGAAUAGAUUUACUCGAACGCCGUGUUCGCGCUACCUAUCGACGACAAUGUUUUUUCACGGACAUUAAAUCUACAUGGCUCAAUAAACAAAGUGAUCAAAAUAUUUUAUUACUAUUGUACUCUUUUUCUGGAGGCCAUGGAUAGAUAUAAAUAUUUACGUAAAGCAAAAGAACCUCGCAAAAUUAUAAAAGUAAAGUCCUCGAAGUAUGAAGGUUCGGAAAUGAUUCAUAAUAACAAAAAAUAUUGGAAAAGUAUUUUCAACGAAUUGUCCGCUCCUUCAAAAGGGCCUUUGGAGGAAAAAGAAAUCAGCCUUUUGUCGGAAGUUCUGCCAAAUGACCUUUGCGAUAAAGUUUGUAAUAUAUUGCACAUCGGCGUUAUAUCAAAGGAACUCAAGGGAACAGAUAACGUUGCAGUGAGAAAACCACGUAGAUUAGUCAAAGAACCGUUAUUGUCAUAUAGGAAAACUCUGAGCAUAAAUCGAGAAAUGGACUCGGAUACCGACGUUGAAUUUAUCUCAAGUGAUGAAGAAGAAAGUAGAACUAACAUACACAAAGAGUUUUUGAUGAAACCAGAACGAGAGCAAAUAACGUGGAACACCCAUUACCUUGAACCAGAAAGAGAGGACGAGAAGACUUUAGUCAAGCGAGCUAAUGACCUUACUGAUCGAAUUGCUCACAAUUUCUGCGAUUAUAUGAAACAAUUGGGUGGAGAUCAACAAUCGCAACUUUUCACUCCUAAAGCUAUUAAAGAAUUAUUCCAGAUUGAAUUUGAUACCCAUGUCGCUCGAAGUCUUAAAGUUGUGCCAAAGGAAAUGCCUACUGUACAAGAACGUAUCGCCAUUGUCACUGGAAAUCCGGAGAAGUCAGAGUUUGCAGCACUAGGGCGAGAAAUAACAAAAGACAUGAGGGCGGAGUGUCGUGUCGACAACUUUUGUGCAUUUAAUAGAAGCCUACCUAGACGAGAACAGUGGCGUACACCACGCAGUGAUACCAAGAAUAUGUGGCGAUCAGCUCGUCACGUUCCACGGGACCUCGUCACUUUGAAAACUGUUUGGGACGGCAUCACUAACCUGAGAAGCGUCAAAGAAUACUGUCGAUGGAUGAUGGAACACCCGGAGUACCGACGAGCUCCAUACCUGCGGAGUCUGGGAAUGUUUGAUUCUGCAGUGUUAGACGCAAAGUUGACCUUCGAGCUACAGCAACAGAAUAUGUCCCCGCCACUGCUGUCGCCCACAGAAAUCCCUGCUCCCAUCGACCACAUUCGUAGACGGCUCUCUGAACUAGCCGACACCCCAAACACAUCUUGAGUGACCAAAUUCACGUUUAAAUUAUUUUUAUCUUUUAAAUAAAUUGUACUA